AACAAAUGUCAUUGUUUGCAUGUUAGCAAACCAAAGGUUUCAGGUUGCUCUGUGUAAGACAGAUGGCAUUGUGAUCGAGCUCAGCUGGGCCACGUGGGAAAAUGCAGGAUUUCCAUGAUGGUAAUGAUGAACCUUGUCAUUAGAAAGUCUUCAUGCUUCCUGGCUUGGCAUUGUACAGGAGAUGUUAAUGUGAGAUUUUUGUUUGUCAAUGAGCAAAUAUAAAUAGCAGAAAAAUGAAUGCAGUAAUAAGUCUUCAGUGGUGAUAAGCUGAGGCUUUCUUUUCCAGACAAUGGAUGACGUCUUGGUGAGCACCUUCUUUUUGUUGUGAGACAUGAUAGGAAGCUCAGGAAAAGUGCUCGUAGCCCUGGUGAGGUGCAGGGACUGGGCCAGGAGAAGAAAGCGAGCUUCUGUAGACCAGAUCCUCACUGCACGGGCCAUCUCCAGGCUGGGUCUUCUCUGGGUAGCCAUUUUAAGUGUGGUAACGCUUUUCCUGUGCCCAGCUUUGAAAAGUUCUUGGCGUACAUUAAGAACCACUAAUGUCAUCUGGGUAGUGGCCAAUCACUUCAGACUCUUCUCUUACCUCAAGAUGGCCAAUUUUUCCUCCAUCUAAUGGAAGGUUGAAAGAGUGGUUUCAAUGGCACAGCUGGUGUCUCCGAUCUUCUUGGUUUUAAAUAUUGUAUUUGCUGACAAAGGCGUCGAUAUCUGCAUCACUGGGUCUAUGACUUACAAUUCCAGUCUAGAGAACUCCACACAGAUUCCCACUGUCGUCUCGCUCAGUAACUCUGGGUUCCUGCUCCUUCCUUUUACCGUGUCCCUGACAACGUUUCUCCUGCUGGCCUUCUCUCUAUGCAAACACCUCAGGAGGAUGCAGCACAGCACCCUUGGAUCCAGAGACACCAGCACUGUAGCCCACAUCCGAGCCCUGCAGACAGUCAUGUCCUCUCUGCUCCUGAACACUGUGUUCCUACUCUCCCUUGUUACAGUGUUUCAGAGCUUUAUGUUUCUGGGGAGCGAUGUGGUCGUUUGGAUUGAUCAGGGUUCUGCAGCGGCUUUCCAUUCCUGGCACUCGCUCGUCUUGAUUCCUGAAAACAAGAAGCUGAGACGGACCUCUCUGUCGGUGCUGUGGAGGCUGAGGUCCAGGGCCAAAGGCCUGGAACUCUUAGGACCUUUCUGAAUUUCAGGGAUCAGUGUGCAUAUGAUGGAGAAAAUCAAUUUGUAGUGAACUGUUUCUGUGGUCUGUGUCUGUAUGAAUUUUACAAAUUGUGUGCUUAGAUUAAGAGUAGCCAAACACACCUCAACCCUUGAGACGUAUCUAUGCUACAAGAUACACAGAGGAAUAUCAGUGCAGAAUUCUUACAGGGAACAGUUCCCUAUGGUCACAGACACUGAGUUUUGUGUGCAUCUUCAACCUGAGAAACUAACAAUAUGCAAGAUCUGUGUAUAUGCCUGCCUAUGAGACAUAAAAACCAGAUUCAUAUAGUUCUAUGCAAAUAAAAGUAAACUUUAUAUAUACAACAUUCCAAAACCUUUAGAUUAGAAGCAGAGAGUAAAACAAGACUGUUGGAAAUCUAACAUUCUAAAUGUAUGACUUCAAAUAAGUCUCAAUUUAGUAAUAUUGUAAAAAUUCCCAAGAAUGAUUAGCCUUGCUUUCUUUCAAAUAAAAAAUUUGCUAUCAUAGAAGCCUCAAAUUCAAUAAUUCUCAGAAGGCAUAUAUCAUUAUUGAUAUAUCAUUAUUAGAUGUAAUAGAUAUAGUAGAUAUUACAUUGGGAAGUAGAUCCGAUUUCUCAUUUUUUUUGUGUUGUACCACAACGUGUUUUAGCUUAUUUUGGGCAUAGAUAGAUUGAACACAGGAUUUUAUGCGUGUUAGGCCAUCGCUACACCACUUGAGCUGUGCUUCUGGCCCUUUCUGAUCCAGGUGUUUUUGACAUCAGAUCUUGCUUUUUUUCCUGGCCCAGCCUGGAUUUGAUCCUUGUCUUUACACUUUCUGCUGUGAGCUCUGCUUCUUAGUGCCUGUGGACAGUAUGUCCUGCUGAUGAUCGCAUAGUCUUGUCACUGAGAGUGUAGUGAAGUGUUCCUCAGAAAGAAGUAAGGCUGGUUGUUCAGUGUGUCUUGAAAAACAUCUUUUUCCUUAGAUGUCAAAAGUGUGUUCAAAGUAAUACUACUAAAACGUAUGGGUGAGAAGAGAAUUAUAAUCAUAUAUUUGCUUUAAUUUCUGCAAGAUCAGAUGGAUGAUUCAGAGUUCGGUUUUGCUUCUUUUUGAAGUAACGGUAUAGGUGCCUAUAGAAUUAUGCAAAUAGGUCAACCACUAUAGAUAAUGAUGGUUUUGUUGUUGUUUUGAGACAGUGUCUCAUGCAUGAUGUGGCCUCCAACUCUGUCUUCCUGCCCGAGCCUUCUGAACGGUGGAAAUUGUGGUUGAUUUGACACAGUGAUUAUAUAACAGCUUCCAGGACUAAAACAUAGCUAUUAGUUGUACUAAAACUUCUUCUGAAUCAA
Molecule: messenger RNA, 2493 nt
Organism: Dipodomys ordii (Ord's kangaroo rat)
Lineage: Eukaryota; Metazoa; Chordata; Mammalia; Rodentia; Heteromyidae
Product: taste receptor type 2 member 140-like
Biological process (GO): detection of chemical stimulus involved in sensory perception of bitter taste; G protein-coupled receptor signaling pathway; sensory perception of taste
Cellular component (GO): membrane
Molecular function (GO): bitter taste receptor activity; G protein-coupled receptor activity
Source: RefSeq, a predicted model, not a curated record